Agrilus planipennis (emerald ash borer) is the source of this 4147-nucleotide messenger RNA. It is a transcript of the gene Fcp1, whose product is annotated as RNA polymerase II subunit A C-terminal domain phosphatase. Gene Ontology annotation, cellular component: nucleus. The transcript is spliced from 5 exons. The record is from RefSeq and is a predicted model, not a curated record. Lineage: Eukaryota; Metazoa; Arthropoda; Insecta; Coleoptera; Buprestidae. The coding region runs from base 172 to 2625 and encodes 817 amino acids. Gene Ontology annotation, molecular function: RNA polymerase II CTD heptapeptide repeat phosphatase activity.
UUAUACAUUUUAUCAUUGUUUUGUGCAUGAAGUAAGCUUCAAGUACAAUGCAACGUUUCAAGUUUCUCAUCAUGAAGACUCGCAUUUUAAAUGUUGAUCCUUAACUGAUCUUAAUUAAAUGAACUUCUCAGUUUUGCGAUCUCUUACCGAAAUAAGAACGAAAGUUAUUAAAUGGAACGCAACUAUUUUAAGAUGGCCGAAAAACUGGAAGUUGUGUCACAGCAGUUUUCAAACCCAAUAAAAAUACUAAAAUGGAAAGUAAGCGAAGGCUAUUUUGUUUCAAUGGGCACUAUUUUGCUUAUUUAUGAUGUUGGACUCAAUACGAAGAAGGAACAAAGAAAAUUAAAGUCGACACGAGCUGGUUCUGUUUAUAAACUCCUGGCCGAUGAAGGCGCCAUCGUAAAUCCAGGUGAAUCCUUGUUGGAAUUAAAACCAUGUAUUCAUCCCACAGUGAUGAAAGACAUGUGUGCUGAAUGUGGAGCUGAUUUAAGAAAAGAAGAAUUAGAUUCAACGGCUUCAGUUCCCAUGAUUCAUUCAGUACCUGAUCUUAAAGUUAGCAAAGAGCUUGCCCAUAAAAUAGGAAAGGCAGAUGAAGAACGUCUCCUGCAUGAUAGAAAACUUGUUUUACUUGUAGAUUUAGACCAAACUCUUAUACAUACAACUAAUGAUAUAAUUCCUCCCAAUAUCAAAGAUGUUUAUCAUUUCCAACUGUAUGGACCCCACUCUCCUUGGUAUCAUACAAGAUUACGACCAGGCACGCAACGAUUUCUAACAAACAUAUUUCCUUAUUUUGAACUUCAUAUUUGCACAUUUGGUGCAAGAAAUUAUGCUCAUAAAAUUACACAGUUGUUAGAUCCAGAUGGAAGAUUUUUUUCCAAUCGAGUUCUUUCAAGAGAUGAAUGCUUCAACCCUACCAGCAAAACUGCAAACUUAAGCUCUCUAUUUCCAUGUGGUGAUCAUAUGGUAUGCAUUAUUGAUGAUAGGGAAGAUGUUUGGUCAUAUGCCACUAAUUUAAUUCAUGUAAAGCCGUAUCAUUUUUUCCAACACACUGGUGAUAUCAAUGCUCCCCCAGGUCUUGAUAAACAUGAAGAUGAUGAAAAAGUAGGUGUUGACCUUACCAAAAUGGUUCCCAAAGAAGAUAAAAGCACAAAUACUGAAGAGAAUACUUCUGAAAAUGCUGAAGAAUCAGAGAAUUUGAAAGAAAAUUUCCAUGAAGGAGAUAAUACAGAAGAAACAGAAAAGAAUGAAGAAAAUGUACAAAAAGACAAAAUAGUAGGUGUUUCAAGUAAAGAAGAUGAGGAUAUUGAAAAAGGAUCAAAGAAAAUAAAUGGUACAAUACAAAAUAGUGGGCAACUAGAAGCAAAUGAGCCAUGUAAAGUAAGUGGAUCACCAAAUCAAGUUAGUAAAAGGACCUGUGAUAAAGCUAUGCAAGUAGAAAGUUCUUCAGAGAAACAUGAAGGAACUCUUACUGAAACCAAUUUGGAAACAUGUCUACAAUCUAGUCAAGAAGAUGAAUAUAACCCAAAUGUUGACAUCGAUAAAAAUAUUGCAAAAUCUUCACUCAAUUCCUCACUGAACUUAAUAGUCAUAGACGAUCCUGAUGACUAUCUUCUUUAUUUGGAAGAUAUUCUUAAAAAAGUUCACAAGACAUUUUAUGAACAUUUCGAUGUAAUGGAAUCAGGGGUUGUACCAGACUUAAAAAAAAUUAUUCCAGGAGUGAAGAGUCAAAUAUUACAGGACACAAAAUUAUGUUUUAGCGGUCUGGUACCCACGCACAUUAAAUUAGAACAGUCGAAAGCGUUUCAAAUUGCUAGAAGCUUGGGCGCAGAGGUAACACAAGAUUUGGAAGAAGACACGACCCAUCUGGUUGCAGUACGACGAGGAACAGCAAAAGUUAACGCUGGACGUAGGAAAAAAAAUCUUCAUAUAGUUACUCCGGAUUGGUUAUGGGCGUGCGCAGAAAGAUGGGAACGAGCCUCCGAAAAGUUGUUCCCAUUGAGUAAUAAGGGCUCGAAAAAUCGGCAUCCACCUCCUCAUUGUAGCAGUCCCGAACAUGUUUCUGAGUACGGGGUGCAUAACGCUCCGGCAGUUAGAAAGCGGACUGACAGUGGGCGAUUUAUGGACACCAUCAAUCCACUGAUGUCGUUUUCCACAGAUGACAUCGCUGAUAUGGACAAAGAGGUCGAAGAUACAUUGGAGGAUGGGGACAGUGAAAGUGAACGAGAUGCUCCACGAUCUGCAGAAGAUCCCGAAAGACUUAACGAGGACCAGGAAAUGGCAAAGGAUUACAUUACAGAUGUUCAAAAGGAAACAGAAAACAGUAGUUCUGAUGAGUCAAUAACUGCUGAGAUGCCGCGAGGUCACAAACGUUCAUUGAAGAGAAGACGACGUCACGUUCACUACGCACAUGAUGACGAUGAUGAAAUCGGAUUGGACGACAACGAAUCAUCGGACAGUGACUCUCCGAGUGUAAAAUUUCGCAGAGGUGAAGACAUAACUAGCGAAGUAGAUAUGGAGGGCGAUUCGAAUAGUGAGGGGAGCAUUGAUGCACCAGACGAAAUCGACGAUGGUGAAUGGAACAUGAUGGGAGCUGCUUUAGAAAGAGAGUUUUUAUCGAACAACUGAGAGCCCGAAUUAAGUGUGAGUUCUUAGACCUUUUUUCCAAUAUUUCGAUCAUGAAGAAAAAAGACAAAUCGAUCUCAAUUGAAAACUGCUACAUAUUACAGUGGCGUAAUUUGACAUUCUUGUAAUUUUAAAACUCGUUUCGUUCAUGUUGGAUGGAAAGUUCUAUCUAAAGUACUUUAUUUAUUUUAUAAUAAUUCUGUUCAAUUGCAUUGAAUUUCUUCAAUGUGCUGAUAAUCGUGAGUGAUUUUUUAUAAUAUUCACCAAUCGUGUACAGGGUUAUAAAUUUUUAACGAACUUUAAAAAAGGAAAUUUUUUAUUUUGAGCUUUCGCGUUCAAUUUUUGCUAAUAAAGGUAUUAAUAAUUGAAUAGUAGGAUGUUUUCAAACGCUAUCACGAAAAACAUACUUCAUUAAUUGAAAGUCGUAUUUUUCAAUCCCUCGCAAAAGAUAUUAAAAUCAGGAUGUUUUUUAGGUACCUUUUAAUUUUGUGUUAAACAUAUUUUUUAAAAGAGAAAUAUGUACAUAUAUCAAAGUUAAGUUGAUAGUUUGUUUUCCAUUUUAUGAAUUUUGUUGUCUUUUAUAUUUGCAGUAGUUGUUUAACAUUAUUCCAACAAACUUCAUAAAAUAAAAAAGUAAAACAUCAUUUCUUCAUCAAGAACAAGGAAUUUGGUUCGAACCCUACAUAAAUUUCAAAUCUGUGUUCUGUAGUGUAUGCGUUGUAUUAUUUUAUGUGUAUGAUGGUAUUAGAAUUUCCAGCUUGAAUAUUGGUAUGCAUUAUUAGCUUUGAACAUCUUACUGAACGAAACGUUUGUUGUUGCACUUAAUGCAAAAAUAUCUAAAAAAAUAUUCCGCUUUCUAUUGUUAUUUUAUUUUACACGGUAUAAUGUUGGUUGGUCAUUUCAUACCAGUGCAUGUGUAAAAAUUUCUAAUGCAUACAGUUUAUGAUUUUCAUCAACCUCUUAAGAUACAUUUUUUUAUCAUAUUUUUUGUAAUUUCUCUAUCAAAAUACUGUUAUUUUACUUAUUUUUACAUGAGAAAAGUCAAAUAUCGUACAUAUAAUACUUACAUUACGACAUGCAAUAAUUGGGCCUCAUUAAAAACGCCAAAUAAGUAAUUUUAUAAGGAAUCUUAUUUAUUCUGUACUUUUUUUGUAAGUAUAAAUGAUGUGAUUAUAAUUAAAACAAGAAAAAAUUGAAAUAUACCCAGUUUGUUUGUUGUAGAUUAAAGUAGUUAAAGCAGAAAUUAUAAGUAUUUUUUAAAAUUAAUUAAUUAUUUCAUUAAUAUUACUGUUUUAUAGACAACUGAUAAAGAGAAAUGUUUUUAUUUUACAUAGUAUUGUUCUUUCGCCACAAUUUUUGAAUAUUAAUUGAAGUUUCCACUUUCUUUCUGGAAACAGUUUAUCAAAUUUUUGCAAGGGGAUGUAAAACACCAGAAUGGUCAAAUUUGUCUCUUUAAACUAUCAGUCACAAAACACAAAUCUUAAUCAAAAUUGUUUAGGAUCAAGAAAUGCAAUGUGUUUUCUUA